AUGAUCGCCCGACUCGCCAUCGCUGCCCUCUUCGUCUCCAGCUCUUUCGCUUGUCUUCCAGGACUCGGAGGACUCGGAGGAGGAUGUGGAGGAGCUGCUUCUCCAUGUGCUGCUCCACCAAUGCCACCACCAGUUGCCUGUGGAGGAGGAUGCGGAGCUGCUCCAUAUCCAGCCGGUCCAAUGGCUGCUCCAUACCUGGCUCCAGCCGCUAUCGCUCCUCCACCACCACCACCACAAGGAGCCGUCAUCGGAGUUGGAGCUCAGCCAGCAAUCUAUUCCGCCCCUCUUCCAGCUGGAAACGCCUACGUUGGACAAGGAAAAUAA
Messenger RNA from Caenorhabditis briggsae, 324 nucleotides. The record is from RefSeq and is a predicted model, not a curated record. NCBI's taxonomy places the organism in Eukaryota, Metazoa, Nematoda, Chromadorea, Rhabditida, Rhabditidae. The coding region runs from base 1 to 324 and encodes 107 amino acids. The transcript has 3 exons.